Urocitellus parryii (Arctic ground squirrel) is the source of this 1083-nucleotide messenger RNA. Lineage: Eukaryota; Metazoa; Chordata; Mammalia; Rodentia; Sciuridae. The record is from RefSeq and is a predicted model, not a curated record.
AUGGCUUUCAGGUCAAAGGAAGGUGUGUGGCUGGCAGGGUCCUGGCUGGGCCUGUGCAAGGUGAGAGCCCUGGGCACCAGUGCAGCUCUGGGUGCCAAGGCAGUGCUGCCCUUYGAAGCCAUACCCCAGUGUGCAGGCAACAAGUGGCUGAGGGUGCUACAGAUCUGGAAGGAGCGGGGCCAGGAGAACUUGCACCUGCAGAUGCACCGGGCUUUCCAGGAGCUGGGACCCAUUUUCAGGUAUGAAGUGGGAAGAACACAGAUAGUAUCUGUGAUGCUGCCUGAAGAUGCUGAGAAGCUGCAUCAGAUGGAGAGCCUGCAGCCCUGGCGGCAGCCCCUGGAGCCCUGGAUGGUCUACAGAGAGCACCGUGGACAGAAGCCCCUGGGCGUAUUCUUGCUGAAUGGAGCUGAAUGGAGAUUCAACCGGCUGCGGCUGAAUCCAGUCGUGUUGUCAGGAAAGGCCGUGCAGAAGUUCAUCCCCAUGGUGGACGAGGUGGCAAGAGACUUCUCCGAGGCCCUGAAGAAGAAGGUGCUGCAGAAUUCCCGGGGCAGCCUGACCCUGGAUGCCCAGACCAGCAUCUUCCACUAUACCAUCGAAGCCAGCAACUUUGCUCUUUUUGGAGAGCGGCUGGGCCUCUUUGGCCCACACCAGAACGCUGGCAGCCUGAAGUUCAUUCAUGCGCUGGAGGCCAUGUUCCAGUCCACUGCUCAGCUCAUGUUCCUGCCCAAGAGCCUGUCCCGCUGGAUGAGCUCCCAGGUGUGGCAGGAACACUUUCAGGCCUGGGACUACAUCUCUGAGUAUGCCAACAACUGCAUCCAGAAGGUGCAUCAGGAACUUGCACGCAGCUUCCCUCAGGACUACAGUGGCAUUGUGGCUGACCUGAUCUUCCAAGGGGACUUGUCACUAGAUGCCAUCAAGGCCAAUACUAUUGAACUCACAGCAGGGAGUGUGGACACGGUCAGGGCACCAAUAUACCUGGCAUUGAGAGAGGAUCACUUUGAUUCCCCAGAAAUUUCCUUUGAUGCUGAAUUGCCCACAACCCCUAAUCGAGACCCUGCUUCUCUGAAGCUAUAUUGCUGUUAA